Molecule: messenger RNA, 552 nt
Organism: Strongylus vulgaris
Lineage: Eukaryota; Metazoa; Nematoda; Chromadorea; Rhabditida; Strongylidae
Source: the annotation of a GenBank genome assembly
UCGAGGUUGUCCUCUGAUUGUGAUUUCGAACCAUUCUAGGAACUGAUCGAACGGGAAGAACGCAAGAGGAGAGAGAAGGAGAAGGAAGAAAAGCUGGAGCAGGAAAGAGAGAGGGAACGACUUGAGGAGGAAGCCGAACAAGAGCGAUUGCGGAAGGAGAAAGAAGAACGCGAGAAGCGCGAACUGGAGGAAUACUUAGCGUUGAAAGAAUCCUUCGCCGUCGAAGAAGAAGGUUUUGAUCAACUUGAAGAAGAGGAGUCUGCCAAUUUGAUGAAGGAAUUUUCUGACUAUGUCAAGAAGAGCAAGGUUGUGAAUAUGGACGAGUUGGCUGCUCAUUUUGGCUUGAAAUCGGAUGAGGCCAUCUCACGGUUGCAGUAUUUCCUUGACAAUGGCCUUCUUGAAGGUGUUAUGGAUGAUCGCGGGAAGUUCAUAUGCAUAACAGAGGAUGAAUUAAAUGCUGUUGCCAAGUUCAUAAACCAAAGGGGCAGAGUCACAAUACAUGAGCUGGCCGAAUACAGCAACAAACUCAUUCGUUUGGAAGGAGAAACAUAG